Austrofundulus limnaeus is the source of this 2695-nucleotide messenger RNA. RefSeq names its product colony stimulating factor 2 receptor subunit beta (gene csf2rb). Gene Ontology annotation, cellular component: external side of plasma membrane. Bases 80 to 2167 code for a protein of 695 amino acids. The record is from RefSeq and is a predicted model, not a curated record. The transcript has 14 exons. Gene Ontology annotation, molecular function: cytokine receptor activity; protein binding. Gene Ontology annotation, biological process: cytokine-mediated signaling pathway. NCBI's taxonomy places the organism in Eukaryota, Metazoa, Chordata, Actinopteri, Cyprinodontiformes, Rivulidae.
CGUUUGUCUUGGUGAAAACCCACCAGCCCCUCUGCGCUCUAAACUCCUGGAUGUUGCGAAGAUAAGAUCAGCAGGAAGGAUGGCCCUCUUCAGGUUCUGCGUGUGGUCGGUUCUCCCCUUCGUGGCUCUUUCUUCCGGACCGGAUCUCUGUGGGUUUCAGGAAAGCAGCAGCUCAUACAGCACGUCGUCGUUGCUGGAAUCCUUACAAUGCUACAACGACUACAGGUCCCAGGUGCUCUGCAUGUGGGAGAAACAGAGAAACUGCACUCUGCAGCUGUGGAUCAGGGCAGAUGACCGCAGUGAGUUGUGCGUUCCUUUUAACCCUGCAGCAGACAGUGGAACUGCGCACUGCAGAUACAAGACUCGUCUGCUCACAAUCGGCAUCAGCCACACCGUCUUCUUCCUCAACAAUGAGACGAAGAGCCUCUGCUCAUCUGCCCAACAUAAGUUUGAGCAUGUUGCUCUGAGCUUGAGAGCUCGCCCACCUUUAAAUCUGUCAUCGUCUGAGGAAGAUGACGGAGGCCGAAGGCUGCAAUGGUCCAGCCCGUAUCCUCUUUCAUCUCUGAACCAGAACCUGACGUAUCAGCUCAGCUACAGGACUCAGACUGAGGACAGCUGGACUUCUGAGAAUGUCACGAACACCAGUGUGAGACUUGAGAAGGAAAUGUUGCUUCCAGGCCGCAGAUACGAAGCCAGGGUCAGAACCCGGGCCAGUCUGGGCCGAUGGAGUGAAUGGAGUCCGGUGGUGACAUGGCGGACUAAAGAUGAUUUUGGUCAUGUUCCUCCUCUGGACUGUGUUCUGGAUGGAGAGAAGUCUGUGACGUGCAGCUGGGAAGUGAGCACAGAGCUGGCUCACCUUGUUACCUACCAGCUGAUGUGCCGGCCCAAACACUCGGCACAGCCCGAGAGAUGCUGCAGAGACCCAGCUGUGAGUUCUGACUCCAGUGGGACAGCUGUGAGGUUCAGCUGCUYGCUGACUGUCGCAGACCCCGAACAUCUGCAACUGAGCCUCCGACCGGCACACAAUGCCAAGGUCUUCGAAGUCCACCAAUGCAUUCAACCCGACCCUCCACUGAACGUAACCGUGAGAGAAAAAGACAAUAACUGGUUGGUGGAGUGGACCAAACCGGCUUCAAAAAUCAAACUUUUUUAUCAGGUCUCUUAUUACAGGAGACUGGAUCAGAGAUCUUCCGACCUGCUGAACAUUUCAGAGAGUACGUCUUUCAGCAUCCCRGCCACAUCCCUCGCUUCUCUCCAGGACUACCAGGUCAAAGUCAGGUCGCUGGUCGUCCCGGGACAAGGCUCCCACUACAAAGGAAUCCCCUCGGAAUGGACCGAGCCGAAGGACUGGACCUCUAAUGAAGCCACCUGGUCGCUCUCCAAACUGAUCUACAUCUUCACUGGUGCUUCAUCUGCUGCAGUUUUACUCAUUCUGUACCACAUCAUUCCAGCUUGUCAGAGGAAAGUAAUACUGUGGGAGAAUUCGGUUCCGUCUCCAGGUAAAAGCAAGCUCCUGUCUGAGAUUGAGUCGGCCCCCUCCCUGACCCUCAUGGAGAGCGAGAAGACUUUCAUCUGCAAAGUGCAGCACCUUGACAGUGUAUCAACAUGCUCCCCAGAAGCUUUACUGUGGUCAGACAAAGACACUGAAACAAAGUGUGACAGUGGAUGCUGGAACCGUGACAUCCCGUCCUCUCCGGUGGAGAAGGUCAACGGUUGUGACACGUCAUCGAUGAGCUUCAGCGGGCCGUACAUCUUCUGUCAGGUACCAGUUCCUGUAUUUGCAUCGGAGACAGUCCAGAUUGAAGAGACAGAAAAAGAAAUCCCCUCAGAUGUCCAUCAGUCGUCUUUUCCGGUGUCGUCCCCUCUUUAUGGUAAAGACUAUGUGUGCCUUCCAAACAGUACUGUCUCAAGGUCCACAGAGGACAUGACGUGUCACAGUGACAACAACUCAAGCCAACAAGACCAUGAUGGUGCUGAGCAGAAUCCAUACUUUGUUGAUACCUCACCGUGGCCCACGGUUUCAGUCGACCGGUCCAGCCUCAUUGAGCCUGUGGUCUGUCCUUCAGAUUACACCUCAGAACCGUUCCCCUCCUGGCCUCAGGUGGGCGCUGUUCAGGCCUCAGGAUACUGCCACCUCCCCCCAGGCUUCAUGGCAGCAGAUAAAUAAGCAGCAGCUUCCAAAAGACUCAGAACUGCUAAACACAUACAGUCUUUUUUUAAUAAGCUUUCCACUUUAUUCCAUGCUGCUUUUGCUGCCUGCGACAAAAAAAAGGUCUAUUACAUGGUUUAAUAUUUUGGGUAACUCUAUUGUUUUGAAAUUUUUUGUACCAAAGAUCACUGAGCAGUGCUUAAGACUGAAGUGUAACUUUGUCUGAAACAUGUUUUGCAAAACAUCUGGGUUUUGGUUCCUGUUUCUUUUUUUUUUCACCUGUUCUUUCAUCGACCUGAAGCAAAAAUGCAUCCUGGACAAUCUGGAGCUCUAUCACAGACACACAGACAACAAAUACGCUUAUACUUAAAAUAAACUCAAAUUUACCAGGAGUUUAAAGUGUGCAGAGUUGGAACAUCUGGAGAAAAUCUGCAGAAACAAAAGAAGAAACUCCACACAUCUUCUGUUCAAGAGCUUUGUCGUUUCAGCCAUGAAAUCAUCUUUGUGGAACAUUUAAUGAACCGAAUGUACUCAGAUAAAGCUGUU